AUGAAAGCAGCGAAAAUCAUCAUAGGAUGCUCCAAGGGCACAAGUAAUGCGGCCGUCAGGGUAGAAUUGGGGAUCCAAUCCCUACGGUCGGGAAGAGACGCAAGGAAGCUGACAUGGCAGUAUCGCAUGUGCGUGAUGGGAGAGGGUCUACAGGGGAAGAAGAAGGUGGUUCGUGGAUUUCAGGAGGUUCCGUCGAAGGAGAUGGCGGACGGAUCUCGAGAGUACGCCUUCGAGCGCAAGCACCUGUACGGCGUGAUGGGUAUCCUCAUCACCACCGGACUGACCAAGAAGCCGAGGAUCAUCGAUCACUGGGGCGUCGAAGCCCACAACAACAACCCCCUGGUCCGGGCCUGCAUGCCUCGAGACCUCUUCAUUCUGUUCUACGGCCGCUUCUUCCACUUGGCACCUCCCACCGGCAAGCUCAAGAAGCAUGAUCCCCAGUACGACAGCAAACACCACAUCAGGUAUGCCCCAUAGAAAAAUACGCACGCCAACAGACAGCAAUUGUAGGUACGGUGGAUGGGUAUGUUAUACUUUCGUUUGGAGGAUACUUUGUUUUAUUUUCAGUUUUGGGGACCAAUAUGGGGUGAUGUUUGCCCUUGGCGCUGUGUCGUCUCCUUCGCCCUCUCAGCAGAAUGGCCUAAAUAUUGCUGAAUAGAAAUUGGUCGAAUACAAACCGUUUGGGCCCACCGGAAGCUGCUUUGAAACAAAGUGUGUGUCGUAAUCGGAACACGAAACAUCCGUAUCGGUGUUGGCCUUCAAAUUCCUCAGGUU
Messenger RNA from Ectocarpus sp. CCAP 1310/34, 774 nucleotides. The record is from the annotation of a GenBank genome assembly. NCBI's taxonomy places the organism in Eukaryota, Phaeophyceae, Ectocarpales, Ectocarpaceae.